This is a messenger RNA of Stomoxys calcitrans (stable fly), 2248 nucleotides long. RefSeq lists its product as uncharacterized. The record is from RefSeq and is a predicted model, not a curated record. Bases 247 to 1815 code for a protein of 522 amino acids. The transcript has 4 exons. Lineage: Eukaryota; Metazoa; Arthropoda; Insecta; Diptera; Muscidae.
UCUCUUCUCUAGUAUAUGCAAGUUUAGUGAGAAAUGUUAUAAAAAUAUAUUAAAUAACAACAAAAGUUGAUAUAACAUAAAAGUGAAGUUUAAAAAUUACAAAAAUUCAUUGUGAGCUUCAACAUACGAAAUAAAACAAAGUCUUUAAAAGUUUAAUUCAAACAAUUGGGGCAGACUUGUCUCCCCCUUAUAAAAAUUGUUCAUCUGAGCUUACAGAUUGAUUGUGCAUAACAAAAACUUACAAAGAUGGCCUUAACCGUUGUAAAAUAUCGCAAAUCUGCUGCAGGUGGAACUACAAAUACCCCAGCCAUAUUGAUGAAAAGUAAAAUACAAUCCCAAACACCAAGUACACACAAUAAACAGCACCAAUCCUCGACAGUGGAUAUUAACAAGAAGUCUCUAAUUAAAAUAGGAGGUGGCUCUGGCUUGGUCAUCAAUAAAAUUCCGGCGGUAAUCAAACCAGCAAUGAAACGUGCAAGUACAGUAUCGGGAGAUAUUGUUAGUAAACAUCCCAAAUAUUCUUUACAAACAGUAGCAUCGGCUGGAACUCCGCUCACUAGCUUUCAAUGGCAGCAAACUAUAGGUGGCUCUUCAACCACGAAGAAACAGCUUGGUGCUGCCAUCAGUUCACUACCACCCAAUACUAUUAUAAAGGCCACAACAGCUAGCAGUUUACAAAACUCCAAUGGUACUGGCUCUUUGCUCAAUCAAAGUAUAUCUUCAUCUGCUGUCGUCUCACCCGUGGCAUCAAUGCAAGUUCGAAGGCCAACACUUAUAAUUAAACGCGAUGUACCCGAACGCACAAUACGUACCAUAACCCUGGAGAUGAUUGAAAAGAAUCCAAGUACUCAUUUGGGUAUUCCAUCUUCGCGCUUGCCCUUGCUCAAAAAUGUUAUUUGUUCCACAGCCAAUGUAUCAUUGGUUGAUUGUUAUUUGACUUUAAAGAAACUGAAACAAAAUGAAGAUUUCUCUUCGAUGGCCGAUUACUUUGAGAUGUCUGAGGGUGAUGCACAACAUGCUUUUGCCCGAACGAUUGUUAAAUUGGCUAGAUACCUGAGAUUUCUCAUCAAUUGGCCAGACAGUAAGAAAUACUAUGAUCGUCAUAAAGGACUGCCAUUUGCCUUCAGACAGAAUUUAUUUCAUGUACAAUCCAUGAUAGAAUGUGUCGAGGUGGAUAUGACACCAAGUCCUUUGCAGAUUGACUGUGCGUGCUUUAAGUUCAUAUUGAGCAUUAAUACAAAUGGUAUUAUAUCCCAUAUUUCGGAUGCAUACAUGGGCCAUCAUGAUGAUUUGACCAUAUUCAAAGUAUCCAAUUUUAAGGAAGUCAUACCAAAAUAUUUAUCCUUGGUCGUAGAUCCAGGCAAAGCAGUAAGGCGAAAACGUAGACCCAAAUCAAUAAGACCCCAACAGCCGAAACUACAAUCCAUAAAGUCAUCGACCUUAAACAACAACGGGGAGACAGAUUCAACAACAGAUUCCGCUGAUGAAUCAGCCGACGAUCUAAUACAACACGAUGGACCACCCCAAGAGGGUCGCCUAAGUAAAUUUAUUGCAUCACGUAUGGCUGGAGAGCUGGCCUCCAAUCAAAGUCUAACGGUUGUAAAUAGUGAGCUCACCUCCCGUCGUCUGAAAAACUACAGUGUACCCACAAUGCGCGUUCGUGAGUCGGUGUGCCGCACACAAAUGCGCAGCAUGGUUGAUAGUCUGCAAGAAUUUAGAAUCUUAAAUCCAUUGGCCAUCAAAGAGCCCUUAGUAUAUCAAUAUCUCAACGAGGUACUGAUAGUAUGUGCUGCCUUAAUAAAUUUACAAAGAUAGAAUUCAGUGCGUAGGGCUACAUUUCAUAUCAUUUAGUUUCUGUUUUUCUUUUGUUCUUUGACUCAGGUUCUUUCAUUGCUUUCCUCUUAACUUCCAAGUUUAUAAAAAAAAAAUAUUCUUCUAUUUAUCACAAAUUGUUAAUAUUUUAAACUACAUUAAAUAGGUUUUAUCAACAUGAUUUAAUAAACAAUUAUUUUCAACUAAAAAUUAAAUUUUGUAACAUAUAUAAAUAUAUUUUACGUAUAUAAUAGUUUAACCAAAUUUUUAAUAUUAAUUUCCCAAAAUUACUAUAUAAGUCAUAUGGAUAUACACCAGUACAUAUAACUUAAUAUUUCACAAAAAGAAAGAAAACAAAAAAGUCAUGCGAAAGCUGUUGAAUUUUAUUUGUUCUCUUUGAAUUGAACAAUAAAUAAAGGUAUUUUAAGUUAAACGA